AGCGUUUUGGGAGGGGCUAAGCUGAAACAGCGGAAAAUUCAAAACGAACAUGGCGGCUGAAAACGAUUCCCCAAAUAAAUUUAAACAAGGAAGAAGGAUGACACAAUGCAGUGUGUUUGUAAGCAAGGAAAAGCCCGAUACAAGCCAGCCUGUGAUCUUCAACCCAGACUUCUUCGUGGAGCGGCUGAAACACGAGCAUCCUCAGACCUUCACUGACUUGGUACUCAGCAACAUCACUCGGCUAAUUGACCUUCCAGGGGAUGAGUUCGCCCAGCUCACCGGAGAGUCCGAGCCUAGGCUGCCUUCCUCUUCUGGCUUUCUACGGUCCUUCAACUUCCUCAAACGGAAAGAAAAAGGAGUGGUGUUUGGUGCACCGUUAACUGAAGAAGGAAUAGCACAGAUCUAUCAACUUAUUGAAUUCCUGAGUAAAAACCUUCAUGUAGAGGGGCUUUUCCGUGUGCCAGGCCAUAGCCUACGGCAGGCAGCCCUGAGGGAGAUGCUGAACACAGGGGAAGAAAUAGAUCUAGAGACAGGCGACUUCCACCCCAAUGAUGCUGCAACGUUGCUCAAAACCUACCUGGGAGAGCUGCCAGAGCCACUGCUAACACACAGACACUAUCACGCUCACUUGAAAAUUGGAGAGCUGAUGUGCUUUGACGAUAAGGGGAAUAAGACCACUAUGCCUGACAAGGAACGCCAAACUGAGUCAUAUCAGCUGCUUUUCAUGCUGCUUCCUGCAGCCAAUCGCAGCCUGUUGAAGCUACUGCUGAAUUUGCUGUACCACACUGCCCGCAAUCAACACGUCAACAAAAUGUCAGCAAUGAAUCUAGCCACAAUGUUUGCUCCACACAUCAUCUGGCCCAAGAAUGUGAUGGCAAGUGAUCUUCAGGGAAACCUAGACAAACUGAAUAGUGGCAUAGCCUUCCUCAUCAGGCACUCGCAAAAAAUGUUCAAGGCGCCAGUCUAUGUCAAAGAAUAUGCACGCUUAUACUUCACAGGAUCAAGUGCUCUUCAAUCAAGGGAUGACUUGACACUUUGUUCUGGUACCAAAAAAGUGCCUAAUGAGCCAAUGGGUGCAACAACAACUGCCUGCUCCACUCCCCCGUGUCUGAAGCCAUCUGAGACGGAGAGUUACACUGAAACAGCCCUCAGGGAGUUGUAUCAGCAGGUGAACAGCAUGCCCGAGUCUGCAAAGAAAAAGAAGCUCAUCAGACAGUUUGAAAAACAGCCUUUUCUCACACCUACAUCCGAAUCAAGAACACCAUUCAACAGGAAACACUGGCGUUCACGCUCUUUAGGUGGAAUUAUCAAGAGGAAGGUGUUGGGAAGUCAAACACUAGUAGAGAAGGAAAACAGCAAACUGCAGAGUCCACUUUCCAGCAGUUCAAGUGAUGCCCAAUAAAAAGACCACUGGAUAUACAUUUCAGACAAUAAUCUUCACAACUAAGGAACCAUUAUAAGGCUGGUGAAAUCAGAUGAUUAUUUUAUUAAACUCGAGGUUAGUAUGAUGGCAAGAAAUAAGUGAUGAUAAUAGUGAUGAUUUACUUAAGCUACCUAACAUAAAUUAAGAGUGAUGGGAGAAAUGUUGAAAACCACUUUAAUUUAGCUUAGUGCAACUUACUGGUUUUCUUGCCUAGUCUAUGAAGUCAUGCUUUCUUUUCUCGCGUGUUUUUGUUUUUAUACUAUAUAAUUAGUACAUAAUAUACUUUUAUGUAAGAAUCUAUGCUUCAUUUCCCCAUGCAAUUGCUUUUUAAUCAAUUUGCAAGCCUAAAUGUACAAUAUCUAUAUAUUGUUAGUUAUCUGAAUGUUCAAAUGUUAGAUUUGCCUCCGUGUUUAGACACUGUUGAAAAUGUGAAUUAGAAAGUGAUGAAUUCACUGAUGUGCCUUAAAGUGAAUAGAUCUUAAUCUACUGCAUAAUUCAAAGUUUAUUUAACCUUAAGAUGUUUUCUCCUUCUACCAUAAAGUCACAAUAGCUUUAAAAGUACAAAUAGAAGAAGAAUCCAUUUAAAAAUCAGAGACUGAACCUGGAGAGAUCCAGACUCAUAGACCAGAAGAAUAACUUCAUAUUAUAUAAAGGCUCAAAUUUUGGCUGACUACACUGUGAUGCUAAAGAAACUUUACUUUGCUUUACUUAUUCUUUUGCAACGUGUACACUUUCUCAGGUCAGUUUUAUAGUUUUAUGCAAUGCUUUUAUAUUAUAUCUUUUAUAUAUUUUUAAUUUGGUUGUUUACAAAGAUGCUUUCUGAAAAGGGUUUAGUCUCUCACUUUAUUUAGCGCUGCUUAUUUCAGUGGGUAUUCUGAAAAGCUGUUACAAGGAAGCUAGAACAUGUUAAUUCUUGCUUGGUCGUCUUAAAUUACAGUGCCAACAGUUUACAUUGACGUUACUGUGAAACUAUGCAAACCAUUGUAAUUAAAAGACAUCUAGCUGA
Betta splendens (Siamese fighting fish) is the source of this 2429-nucleotide messenger RNA. RefSeq names its product Rho GTPase activating protein 19 (gene arhgap19). The transcript has 11 exons. The record is from RefSeq and is a predicted model, not a curated record. The coding region runs from base 50 to 1402 and encodes 450 amino acids. Lineage: Eukaryota; Metazoa; Chordata; Actinopteri; Anabantiformes; Osphronemidae. Gene Ontology annotation, biological process: signal transduction; regulation of small GTPase mediated signal transduction. Gene Ontology annotation, molecular function: GTPase activator activity. Gene Ontology annotation, cellular component: cytoplasm.